Messenger RNA from Oryzias latipes (Japanese medaka), 8585 nucleotides. Its product is annotated as semaphorin-6C. Gene Ontology annotation, molecular function: chemorepellent activity; semaphorin receptor binding. Lineage: Eukaryota; Metazoa; Chordata; Actinopteri; Beloniformes; Adrianichthyidae. Gene Ontology annotation, biological process: positive regulation of cell migration; semaphorin-plexin signaling pathway; axon guidance. Gene Ontology annotation, cellular component: plasma membrane. The record is from RefSeq and is a predicted model, not a curated record.
GAAAAUGUAUAAAUGUAUCUGCUGCUGUCAUUUUUGAGGAAUUAAACCCUGUAACUGUUUAAAUUAAGGAAGUACGCGGUUCGAGACGGCGGUCCGACCCUCUGAUUGGCUGCAGUCAAGCUAUUAUGAUAAUGAGGGGGCGUGGCUUCAAUUGGGAGACGCUGAGCUGCUGAGAAACGCCUCAUUGUGUCGAUUUGACCCGGACAGCAGACGUUCUCUUGCCUCCUCUGUGUCUGUGAGCUUUCUGUCUUUGGUGGAUUUAUACUUCGAAUCGUAACAAUUUUAAUCAAAGCAAAAAACCAAACUGCCCUGCAAGGAUUUUCCCGCCUCCUCGGUCCCGGUUUUUCUUUGGAAAUACGCGGAGCAGUUUGGAGAGAUGUGCCCGGAGCGGACUGCGUGCGCGGGCUGGGAGCAGUGAGGCAACGCGUCCGGCUCCUUCCUCAGUGAAUGAUGAGGAGUCCCAAAGAUUUAUAAAGAUUUGAGAAACUGGGAUUGAAUUACUCUUGCAUUCUGGACUUUGGGAUUCUGGACUGGAGCUUGUGGAGCUUGUGCUUGGAUUUGGGUUUCCCUCCUUCGCCUCCUGGCUCUGCUGUGUGCUCUGGACCUGCUGGACUGUCCUCGAUUCUAGGUGACUGAGGGGGUUCACCCCCACCCCCUGCUUCACCUCUACAUCACCUGACCAGCAGGAGGCUCCACUUCUUCAACAUGCAGAUUUCCAGCCUCAACUGCACACCAUGAUCUGCUGACACACUCACCUCCCCCCCCCCCCAGCCCUCCCACCCCCCCCACCCCCUCCCCUCUGAAGUUUCCCUGCAAAGAUGGAAGUGACCAGCCGGCUGUUGCUGUGGCGGUCUCCACUGCUGCUGCCGCUGCUGCUUCUCCCCCUCACGUCCCGCUUCCUGUCCGAGUCGGCAUCGACCACGACUUUCCCCAAAGACCUGGAGCCUCUGGUCGUGGUCAGCUCGGAGCACUCGUACAGGUAUCCGGGCUUUCAGGGAUUGCUUCAGGACAACGACACGCUGCGUCUGGGUCUGGACUUUCAGAGAAUGCUGCGCAUUAAUCACAUGCUCUAUAUCGCAGCUAGGGAUCACGUGUUUGCGGUGAACCUAACGACAGCUUCAGAAGAUUUUGUUCCCCAGCUGAAAUUAACAUGGAAGUCCAAAGAUGUCAGCAAGUGUACAGUUAGAGGGAAGAACAGCGAUGAGUGCUACAAUUAUGUCAAAGUGUUGGUUCCCAGAAAUGACGAGACGUUGUUCGCCUGCGGGACCAAUGCCUUCAACCCCACCUGUCGGAAUUAUAAGAUGACCUCCAUGGAGCAGGUCGGGGAGGAAGUGGUGGGUCAGGCUCGCUGUCCGUUUGAGUCCGGUCAGUCCAAUGUUGGACUCUUUGCUGGCGGAGAUUUCUACUCUGCUACCAUGACGGACUUUCUGGCCAGCGAUGCUGUCAUCUACAGAAGCCUGGGAGAUGACCGGCCCGUUCUCAGGACCGUCAAAUACGACUCCAAGUGGCUGCGAGAGCCGCACUUCCUGCACGCCAUUGACUACGGGAACUAUGUCUACUUUUUCCUGAGUGAGAUCGCAGUGGAAUACACGGCUCUGGGCAAGAUGGUGUUUUCUCGAGUUGCUCGCGUUUGUAAGAAUGAUAACGGAGGAUCUCCCAGAGUUCUGGACAGAUACUGGACGUCCUUUCUGAAGGCUCGUCUAAACUGCUCCGUUCCUGGAGAUUCCUUCUUCUACUUUGACGUCCUUCAGUCUCUCACCAAUGUCCUCCAGAUCAACCAGAGGCCUGCAGUCGUUGGGGUGUUCACCACUCAGGCUAACAGCAUACCAGGCUCUGCAGUUUGUGCUUUCUACAUGGACGACAUAGAAAGAGUCUUUAACGGAAAGUUCAAGGAGCAGAGAACCAGCGACUCAUCAUGGACUCCAGUACCCGAAGAGCAGGUUCCCAGACCAAGGCCUGGUACCUGUGCAGGUGAUGGUCCAGCUUCAGACUAUAAGUCAUCAGUCGAGUUCCCAGAUGAGAUGCUGACUUUUAUCAAGUCAUACCCUUUGAUGGAUGAAGCAGUUUCCUCCGCUAAUGACCGUCCCUGCUUCACCAGGACCUCUAGCAGGUCCAAAUUGACUCAGAUAGUGGUGGAUGUUUCUGCCGGUCCCAAUAAGGACCGCACUGUGAUGUUCUUGGGUUCUGAUGAUGGGAGAGUGCUGAAAGUUUUGGCCAGAACCCAUUCAAACGACAGCUUCGGGUCCAAACUCCUGGAGGACAUAGAUGUCUACAACCCAUCAAAAUGUAAUGUUCAGGGUCAGGAGGACAGAAGGGUCCUGGGAUUGGAGCUGGACAAGGACCACCAUGCCUUGUUUGUGGCCUUCAGCAGCUGCGUCAUCAGAGUUCCUCUCAGCCGCUGCAGCAAGCAUGGCGCCUGCAAAACAGCCUGCUUGGCCUCCCGUGACCCCUACUGCAUCUGGCUUCACACUGGAACUUGCGUCAACGUGGCGCCGGGCUUCAAAGCCGGGUUUGAGCAGGAUAUCGAGGGCAACCACUCCGGCAGCUGCCACUCUGAUGUGCGAGCGACAACACGAAACCAGGAGUCUGCAGCUGACUCCGCCUACGGCGUUCGCCGUCUUCCAGAGACAGACCAGCGAGCCAGCGCUAACGUCCACUACACCCUGCUGAUAGCGUGCGUUCUGGUGGCGUUCUUCCUGGGAGCCAUCUUGUCGGGUUUCCUGGUGUCGUGUUACUGCAGCCGCAGCUCCUCCCACCGGGCCAGGAGGCUGGGGAAGGACCCCGAGGCGUCCCUGCCUCACGCUCUGUCGCUACGAUCCUUGGCUAAACUCAACGGGCUGCUGGACGGACAGCCAAAGGAAGACAAACUGGAUGUUUCCACCCCCAAAAUGUACAGUUCUUUCAUUCCUAACGGGCGUGCCGAGCCCCACCUGCACGACCCGGGCCACCAGGGCCUGCAGCUGGGGGACCCAGAGCUCAGCCUGUCCCAGUCUCUGUCUCAGGGGGACGGGGAGCUCUCCGGCCUGCCAACUCCAGACUCCACCCCGGAGCUCCACGUCAGGAGCCUGAAGGCCGUCCGCCAUCAUCCGUACGAGAAGAGCCAGGACUGCGGCGGCGGCGCCAGGGACAGCAGCCAUAAGUCGGGCCCCAGCUCCUCCGCAUCCGCUCACGGCUUCAUGGCUGUUGUCGGGAGCUCUCUGAACCAGCCGGUGUUUCCCUUCUCUCACCACAACCCCAACGCUCUGAGCAAUGGAGCGGCUCACCGCGAAGGCGCAUCCUCAACGUCGCUGCAUCUCCUGGAGGAGAGGAAGAUCGAUGAGCGAGGCACGGCAGCAUCAGCAUCAGGCGGAGGAGGAGGAGGAAGAGUCCCACCUCAUCACCACUCCCAACAGUCCCUUCCCCAAACAGUGGUGGACGUUUCUGCGCUGGACGAGCUGCUCAAGCACAUCCACGAGGUCAGCGCGUCGGGAACCGGAGGCAUCAAGGUCCUCACCUCCACCUCCUCCUCCUCGCUGUUCCCGGGGCCGUCGUCCUCCUCUGGAGGAGGACACCACAACCUUCAUCACCACCAUCAUCACACUCCCCACAGCCAGCCUCGCACUCACCACAGCAACCACAGUCUUCACCAUAGCAACCACCACAACAGCAGCAGCAGCAGCAGUCAGCAUCACCAGCAGCAGAUCCCCGAGACGGAGUCUGCUUCCUAUUACAGUACCGCCGCUCUGCCAGGAGGGGGCGUCCCCAAACGCCUGGACACCGCCGCUCCAAACUCCACCUCAUCCUCAUCUUCCUCCUCCUCAUCCUCCAAUAACCCCACCUCCUCCACAUCUAUCCCUUCUUCCUCCUCCUCUUCCUCCUCAACUCCUCUUCAACAGCAGGUCAUUCCUGAGCAGCCCGGGGAGGCGGCGCUUUCGGUGACACGUCAUCAGCCUCAGCGCCACUCCAUCAUCAAAAUGGGUAGUGGGGGCGGUGCCGUCCCCCGCCACCAUAGCUUUAACCAACGGGGGGGGCACGCGCACUUUCUGGCCAGGAUGAACACAAACAGCAGCAGCAAUGGACCUCCGAGCACCGCCGCCGGCAGGAACACCAGCAUUAACGGCGAGAGCCAGCGGCAGUCGGUCGCCAGCGCUUGCCUGACGCGGCAGCACAGCUACAGCGGCGGGCCGCACGUGCAGCGGGCGGCAAUCAUCCGAAGAACAGUGUCCCUCAAACCCAAAGUUCCGCCAAAACCACUCUUUCUGCCAAACACAGCGGCGGCGCCCGUCGAAGAGGCGGGAAAGUACAACUACUGAAACUGUGCUGGGGAGGGGGGGGUGACCCCACCCUUUACAUGGCUGCGGGGUUCGUGAGGAACGCUCUCCCACAUGCCCCCUGGACUCGUGCGCAGAGACUGAAUGAGCGCUCUAAUGGGUCCAAGUGGUCCUCAUCAAACCUCACUACCGGUUUGAUGAGUCGUGGUUAAUCGUCCGCCGCCUGGCGCGACUGCCGCACGGAGAGAAACUCCCAGUUCCUCCUUAAAACUUCACCUUCACAAGAAAGUGAAGCAGCCUCUAAAAUAAACAUUCCAAACGCGGGACAAAAGACAUUAACGAUUCACUAGGAAGCGGCGGCUGGCCUGGAAAAAGCCCCGACUCGUGCCGUUUCCUUUGAUCUGACGAUCCCAGCUGUUGCACCUUGAAACAGAUCCGGGGAUUUGGUCGGCAAAUGUUCAGAGAGCAGUGGAUUGGACCGCAGACUCGAAUGAUCCGGGAGGCCUGCAUCCUUUGGAGUGCAGCGCCAGCAUUUCUCUCCUCGGGAGCAGUUACACUAAAGGAACCGACCGUCUGCUGGAGAAUUCUGUUUGUUUCUGAAUUUAUUACGGAAAUUAAAAUGUAAAAAACAAAACAAAAAAAAGACGUUUACUCUCCUUUAAUGCAGGGAAGAAAUUCGCCAAGGCUGUUAGAGACCAAUCCAUCUGCAGCACUAAAGGAAACUAGAAUCCAGUAGACGGAUCCAAAUCACAGCAAACUGCUCAUGAAAAACCACAGAAAUGUUCCUUUUUAUACCAUAUUGGUAUUUGAGAUUAACUAAUUCUGCAAAUGACAAGUUCAUGCUCUCAGUCCCCCUUAAGACUCCUUCAUUUCAAUGGCUUGUUGGAACAGAUUACGUAAUUGGCUCUCUUGAAUUAAUAAUAUCUCUCAAACGACCCAAUUUGCUCCGUUAACGCCGCCUAAUGCAUCCGUGAAGAGCGCGACCUUUGCUGCAUCUGUAAACAUGCUCAAACGGUGUCCAAGUUGCCAGAAAAUCAAUCCGUUUCCGAACUGCAACUCCGAAAUUCAUAAGACUGAGAAACCGUUUUAAUGUGACUUUAGUUCCCCAGUAAACGCCACAUUUCAAAAAGCGCGGCAGGCUGCGUCCGCUUUCUGCCAGGCAGAUGCAUACUUUGGGGAGAUUUUCAGCUGCAUCUUUUUGGAAUCGUUGAUUCGAUUUGACUUCAGUCUGCAAGGUGUGAACAUUUCUGCAGGAAAAGGAGAAGAAAGCCAAAACUUUGGCUUGAUUUGAAGAAUCAAAGCAGUUCAGAAUGAGUUCAUUUAGGACAGUAUGUGCAUCUGUUUUAGGGCCCAAACGCUGAAGUAUCCAGCCUCAGAGUCUGAGAUCAAAGCUAUCAGGUCUUUCUUCAGUUUGUGGAAACAUUCGAUGAAAAAGAUGAGUGAAAUUUGAAACAAGCAGCAGGUUUUGGCCGCUUUGCUCCAACAGACUCUCCGGUCUGGGUCUGCUGCAGACGGCAGGAGCGUUUCGACACAGAUGGCUUAAAAAUACCCGACUGUGAAGGGGAUCUGCCGUUUCCGGUCCCACUUUUGCCUUCUACAAUUCGUCCGUUUGUGUCCCCCUCACCAUGUCGCAGAUGCAGCAGGUUAGAACUUUUUUUAUUUAAUUUUUUUUGGAGAUGAGCAGCACUGCCACCAGAUACAGCAAUAAGACCCUGAUGGAACUCAAACAUCUGCUCCAAGGCCCUUUUCUGCCGUUUGGAACCCUCUGAAAGUGAAUGGGAUGUGGAGGCUGAAUGCUGGAAACUCCCAGUCCAACUAAAACUCCUAAAAAAUGCUUUAUUUACCAGGAACUGAGCUUUCUGAUUAUAGUAAUCCAAAUAACUGAAAAUUAAAAACUUUUUUUUUAACUAUAGGACAUUUGAAAUUAUUCAACUUUUGAUAUUUAGACACAUUUAAGUAUCUUAUGUUUAAACCAAAUCCUCGCCCUCUUGGUGCAUUUAAAGACUUCUUCAAAACUCGACUUUUACGUUAAAAAUGACUGAAAGAAUGUAUGGAGCUGUGAGCAGCGUUUCUGUCAGAGCUGCAUGAAUCACAUCAAACAAAAGACAAGUCAUAAGCUGGGAAUGAUCACUAUUUAUGAGGAUGUCUGUAAAAGUGUCCAAAGGGAAAACAGGCGUAUGGAUUAGAAAAACGCUGAUCGUAAAGAAGUUCAAACGGGAGACUGAUGAUUAAAAUGGGCUUAAGUAAGUCAGAAGUCAGGAAAGAUUUAGCUUUUGUGAGGCUGACAUUUGGAAAUGAUUUUCAGAGGAAAUCCUCUUUCAAAUGUUUAAUACAUUUAUAAAAAGCAUGUAAACAAAAACAUGACUCUUGUAUUUCAAUAUAUUUCUAAUCAAAGCUCCACUAAACAAAACUGAUUAGGAAUGGAUGCUUUAGUCCAAAAACACUUUUAAUAUUUACACAUAUUUGGGCUUCAAAAAGAUAAAGCAAACGUUUCCAUGGCAACUUCAUCAGGUUGGCACGGAGAUUGUUAAAGAAAAAAGGUUAAAGGGGAAUAGAGGGCUCUGGAAAAGGAAUACUAAUUCAGGAUUUCUUUAGGAAAUUUCAACUUCUGGGAUUCAGAAAAAUUGGUUUUAGAAAUAAACAGAAACUUGAUCCCAACUUUCUUUUCUUUUUACCUCCAACUUAUUUCUCAUCAGACACUUUUAGGUUUUCUUAUCUGCACCAAGUCGAUUAGGCAACAGCAGCUCAGCUUUAAUGAAGCAGCUCUGUCUAAUAAGCUUUGCAACCUUGACGCAACUUUGAACGCCCCACUGUGGGACGGACGGCUGGAGCUCCGAAUCAGAAAAACCGCGUCAUGGCGAUGCAUCCGCUGUGUCCAAUCCCAGCCAGAGCUGCAGACUCCAUGAAAAGAGAUGAUUCCACUUAAACAGAGGCUUCAUGUUGGGGCUGGAGGUUGAGGGCUUACAUCACCCCCCGUCUCCCUCACGGGGACUUUUUGAUGUUGGUGGAGUCGGGUGGCGUUCUGUUCUCUGAAAGUGGGACGUCUGCAAGACUCAAAGAUAAAAAUUAGUGAGUCCAGCUGACACAAGCAGGAGAAAUCUGGAUUUCAGACUUAGUUGCUGCUCUAAUGGCAUUUCUGCUGUCUGCAGGAGGGAAAAGCAACUCUUUGCAGGCAGUGUGGCAUCAUGGGAAUGCCGGCGCUGCGCCAUAGCGUGCUGCAGCACGAGCCCUUCCGUUUUCUGUCGUUACAACACAGACUAAAAGGAUUCUUGAGAAGCUUUCGUCAGAAUUAUGCCACUAAAUCUCUUAUUUGGUACUUUUAAUUAAAAAAAGUCCAGAAGCGACGAUAAAAAAAACAUAAUCAGGAAAUAUGAGGUUAGUUUCAAUCUGAAUUUAAAAUAAUAAUAAUAAUAAUAAAGCUGCAUCGUAUCGCAGGAGCUCCCUGCCCCCGCCCUCAUUUUCCCCUCUGCCCCAGUCAACCCUGCCACUUUUCUUUUUUCCAGAUGUGAAAAAUAUGAUGGUUUUUAGAUUUUCACAAUAUUCCAGUAAAAUAUGCAAAGGAACAUCACUUUUGCAAACUUGCCACUCUAAAGCCGUUCAAAAUCUAAAUCUUCCAAUUCCACCCCCACCCCCCAGUAGCUCCCUAAUGAUGCUUGAGGCAACAACAGAACAGUUUCACUUUGUAGCUGGUACUAUAGGCAGCUUUUUCCAGAGGUCAGAGGUCAAUCAAAGUGUAUUUAUGGUUCUCCACUUAAGAAGGCGACGUUUUCGUGACGUUUUCUUUUCCCAUAUUGUGGGAUAAAGCCGAAUUUCACACGUUGCCACAAAAUGGCCACCAAGCCACAGGACCGGUGGCCAUCCCAUAAUACUUUCAACACUUCCUUUGGGUAUUUGGGUUUUGGUUUCAUUUGCAGAAUCUAAAAUAUUUGUUUUUUGAGCCCCGGAAGGGAAUUUUGGCCCCAUUUCUUUUUUUUUUUGACGGUUUUUCUGGCUGUGAUGUCAUCGUUUCUUUGGGUGGGGUCGUUCACUUAUCCCAAAAUUCAUUUUCACUGGGUACUACGUGCGUGAAAAGUUUAUAGCGGGGGGUCAAUUUGGAAAACCAUCCUUUAGUCCAGGACUUAUGCGGGACAGAAAACCCUUGAAAUCACCAACAGACAGGAGUUUGGUAACAGGAACAUGAGGCGGACAUGUUUUAGUUUCUCUAACAACCGGACCUCAGUUCAGAAAUUCAAAAAUCCCCAUUUCCAUUCCUCGUAAAGCAAAACCGUGGUAAAAGGCCCCUCCCAAAGAGUGCUGUCACUUUAAGAAGAAACCCGAGGCACGAACUGCAAAAAA